CGGGGCGCGCGGCGUGCAGCCUCCACGCUCGUUGGUAAUGAAUCGCCGGUACCCGCGGGUCGCGCUGCUCUCCAAGCGCUGGCGGAAAAGUUGGGAACCGCUGUCUCUCUCGCGCCUCGCGGAUCGCGAUCGUGGUGCAGUUCAGGCGAAGAUCAAAUAAAGAAAUGUGACAAUAAUAAGUCCUUAGUAAUAUAAAUAGAAAAUACUUCGUAUAAUAUUGGACUAAUGAUGAUAAGCUUACAGAGAAAUACUUAUAUGACUUAAUACUACAAAGAAAAAAAGAAAGGGUGGACUUAUAAAUAAGUAGUGAUCUCUUUGAACCCUUAUAAAUAUGUAUGAGAGAAGAUACAUUUUUAAUAAUGUAAAGGGUGUCUUAACGAGCGAAAUGUAAGAUUCGGCUGGAUUUUGGAAUAUCAAAUGUCUGUUGACAUUAUGGCUGCGGAAGCGAGGAGGCGAGCGAGAGCCGUCGCCAUGGAAACAGGGGGACUACCGCUGGUUUCUACGUUCGCACUUCUCACUAUAGUUGCAGGCCAACUGCAGGGCUCGGGGUACGGCGACCCAGCCGAGCCGGAAUUCCUGUCCCCAUUGGAGAACAUCACCGUCGCACAGGGGCGCGACGUUCAUUUCACGUGCACCGUCAAUCAUCUCGGCACUUUUAAGGUGGCCUGGUUGAAGUCAGACACUAAGAUGAUAUUGGCGAUGCACACACACAUGGUGAACAUCAACCCGCGUCUGUCCGUCACACACAACGGACACAACACUUGGAAGCUGUAUAUCAGCAACGUACAGCCGAAGGACUCCGGCACUUACAUGUGUCAGAUCAACACCGACCCGAUGAAGAGUCAAAUGGGACAUCUGUCGGUCGUGAUACCACCUGAUAUAGCAGACGAUGAUGGUUCCGAAGCCAGUGCACCAGAGGGAGGGUCCGUGGAGCUUCGCUGUACAGCCACCGGAGUGCCGGAACCUACGGUAUCGUGGAAGAGAGCUGGCGGACGGAAUAUUAUAUUCCGCGAUGAAGACGGCAGUGAAUUGAAAGUGGUGGACAACUACGCAGGGACGACGUUGUCUCUGAGAGCGCUGAAGCGAGCGGAUAUGGGGACGUACCUCUGUAUCGCUGCGAACGGCAUUCCUCCCACAAAGAGUCGACGCUACGAGGUGUCCGUACUCUUCGAGCCAAUAGUAAGAGCGGCAAGCAUGGUCGUGUGGCGUGCAGCUGAGCUACAAGUCUCUCUGCAAUGCUACGUGGAAGCCUCUCCCAAGGCAAUGACUAUGUGGCAACGAGGGAAGUCACCAAAUGGUGCAAAGCUAUUAAAUAGCUCAAAAUACAUAAUAUCCGAGAACUAUUUGAACGAGUACGCGAUGCGUAUGAACCUGACAGUGAAUCGGCUCAAGAAGAGUGACUUUGGAGAGUACACUUGCUUAGCGGGCAAUGCUUAUGGGAAAGCGAAUGUGACCAUCACAUUAAAAGAAACGCCGCAGAAGACGACAACAACAACAACAACUACGACAACCACGACAACAACAACGGAACGCACAACUGCCGCAGCGACAACUCGGCCACCAAAACGACACCACAACAAGAAGCAAAAAGACAGAAACCAGAACACAGUCGACGUAGAAAUUCACGAAAUCAACAACGCACUCAAUUUAUACAACGUGAAUGCAUAUGGACACUCGAAUAGUACGCAAAAUGAAUACGCCCAGAGGACAGAGAGGCAGAAAGUGAGGCCUUCUGGCCCGCCUCGACCCUACGUCGUUUACAACAACGCUACAUUACAACAACGCUACAUCACAACAAUGCAAUAUUUAUUUAUUAUCUUUGUCAUAACUAGUUUAUUAAUAUUGUAAAAGAAACCGAUUUUUUAUAUAGUUUCGUAUUAGGUGAUAAAAAAUGGCUGUUGAAUUUUCUAAGAAUACUUAUUGUAAUUCAAGAUUGUUGUAAACGAUUGAGCCCGUACAUACAUGUUGAGAUUGUUAUGUAAAUCGGUAAAAUAAAUAUCAGCUUUAAUGUAAGUGUAGUGUAAGUAAAUCAUGACAAUAACUGAAACAAAUAAUUAUGUAUGACGGUGUUAUAGGUAGUCCUAUUAAACAUUAUAUUAUUAAUAUUAUCUCAAAAAUAUCAAAAAUGUCAUAUCAUUUUAGUAUUCGAAAAUUUUGAAACCAACUUUUUAUAUUAUUCACAUCAUAAACAAGAAUGUUUGUUUAUAAUUUAUACAAUUUUAUAUUUGAUUAAAAAAACCCUUCAAACGUUAUGAAGUAAAUGUUCAUAAAAUAUUUGUAUUAACAUUAAUAAGUAUAUUAAUUAGUAAGUAGAAUAAUGAAUCAUGAGAGAUGAAUAUAAAUAAAUAUAUUAUAAUAAUCAUUCGUAAAAUAAUGUAAUAUUUUAAAAAUAUGUUGAUAUGACAUUUAGUCGUGGUUAUACUGAAAAAUGUGUAUUCGUAUAAGAAAUAAAAUUAUUAUUAACUUAAAUUAUUAAGUACGUAGUAGUAUUUUGUAAAUGACAAUAUGAUUGUAAAGACAAUAAUAGAGACCAACAAAAAAGCGAGGGCAAGUAUAUUUGUGUAACAUAUAUAAAAGUUUAUAAUUAUUACAAAACAUUUUUACAAUAUUAUAAUUAUUUAAGCAGUUUGUUAUUAAAAAUAUUGUAAUUUAGUAUUGCAAAGUAAAUGCGACUUUUUGCUGUUUAUUCUUACUCACUUAUGAAUUAAUGUAAUUAUUUUUAAUUACAUAUUCACAUAUAUAAAGGAGUGGCGAUAAAUAGAGCUUGUUAAAAUCAAAAGAUUGGUGCGACUCAAUUUUCUGAAGUCAAAUUUCGUGUGCAUCUCUAUUCAUUGUUUCAGAGAUAAAGUUUCUGUUAAUUUUUGCCAAAAAAUGUUGUUUUUGUACUUUAAAAAAAUAAUAUUAGAUCCAGAAAAGAUAAAACGAGUACUCAUUGCUUAAACAAAUUAUCAAAGAAGUACUAGAAAAUUAUUAAUGUAAAUCUUUUUAAUUUUAAUGUGUUUUGUAAUUUAAUGUAUAACAACAGUAUGCGAAUAUUAAAAUUAAAUUUAUGCCUUUAAAUUAUGUGACAAAGCACGACUAUUAUGAAAUACAUUUUGACUGAUUUCACUCUAACAUUUAAAUUGUGGACAAUAUUCAUAAAUUUUUUAAUAUAUUUGAAAUUUGGAUAAUAAUUAUGAUACCUAAUAAAUUUGUCUUCCGUGUAGAUUAUAAAGUGUUUCGGCUCUUAUAGACGAGCCAAAUUAAUUACAAUUAGUAUAGCUAUUGAAGUUUCUUUUGAACUUCGUAACACGUAGUAUGUAAUUAAUUGUUCUUAAUAACUACGAGUAAGUAACAACAAAGAAUUUAUUGUAGAUUUAGAAUAACGCUUUUUGUAUAAUACAAUAUAAAACUACAGAAUUCAAAAAUUGACAAUACUUUUAUUAGAUUUACAUACAUGAGUAUCAUUGAAAUACAUUUUUAUAAGAAUUAUUGUCUCUAUUAUAAACUUUAUUAUGGAUAGAGAUUAAAUUGAAAUGAUAUUAACUAUUGCUGAAUAACAGGCAGCUUCCGAUUUGUUUAAUAUUUUCAAAUAAAUUUACUUUAUAAACGGUGAUUACAAUUAUUCUUUACAACAAUAUGAUUGGACUUAUUUUGUCUACAAAUUAUACAGUUCAAUAAGAUAUUUUUAUUGAAGUGUGAUUAUAUUGUUACUAGUAAAAUAAUUUUACCGGUAAGACAAUAACUUUUAAUAAUAGUAAAACCGUUGUGAAAUUUAAUGACAAUAACCUGUACUACAAUAAGUAUUAUUUAUGUUAAGUGUUAUUACAGUACUUAUAACUUAUUUUGAAUUGUCAUUGCAAAACUACAUGCUUAUGUUUGAAAUGUAACUUUCAUAAAAAGGGAAAAAUGUAAUUGUAAUUAUAAUAAAAGUUGUUAUGACAAUAAUAUCCGACAAUUUUAGUAACAUUAUGUAAAUAUUUUAAUAUCAAGUUAAACACAUUUCUAGUAUGAACGUAACUUUAUAUUUAUCAAUGUUAAAAUUAAGAUGUUGAUAUCAUUUUAUGAUAUUUUAAAAU
Messenger RNA from Bicyclus anynana (squinting bush brown), 4058 nucleotides. Its product is annotated as lachesin-like. Lineage: Eukaryota; Metazoa; Arthropoda; Insecta; Lepidoptera; Nymphalidae. The transcript has 9 exons. The coding region runs from base 418 to 1848 and encodes 476 amino acids. The record is from RefSeq and is a predicted model, not a curated record. Gene Ontology annotation, cellular component: neuron projection.